AUCACCUGCCCCAUCCUAACUUUUGCUUCUUAUUACACGUUUCCUGCUCCUCCCUGAGCUUAUUCUUCUUCCUGUCUUAAAAGCCAUCUCUUAAUCAUAAUGGUUUUCGACCAUCAUAUAUUUAUGUAUAUCUGAUUUCAGGUUGUUCAUAUAUAUAUAUAUAUAUAUGAAAAGAAUGGAGAGUUGUACGAUGGGUGUGUCAAGGUCAUUAAUGAAACUCGAUAGGAGAUCAAGCAAUUGGGUCAGAGCAGUGAGAUUUGGAAAAGCAGAAACGAGGAAGAUUGUAGAGAGAAGAUCAUCAAAGGCAAAGGUGAGUGGGAGUGGAAAAUCAAUAACAAUUAGCAGAAAGAAAGAUUGGAGGGGAUGGAGGAAAGUGGGUGAUGAUGAGAAUGAGAAUUACAGUGAGGUGGAGAGGAGUCUCCGUGUUGGGUGGUUUGUUGUUUGUUUACAGAUGCGUGUAGUGUUGGACAAUACCAAAUGGUCUUACUUUGGCGGCUUCACGUUGGACAAACAGAGGGAAAGAAGGGAGAGAACAGCUUCAUGGCUGCGGGAACUUUGUUUGGAGCUUGGUCCAACUUUUAUCAAAUUAGGACAACUAUCCUCAACUAGAUCAGAUCUUCUUCCACCUGAAUUUAUCCACCAACUCUCUAAGCUGCAGGAUAGAGUCCCUUACGUUUCGGCAGAGAAAGCAAGAGGCAUCAUUGAGAGCCAACUUGGGGCCCCUAAUGGCCAUUUGUUCAAGGAAUUUGAGGACCGCCCGAUCGCCUCCGCUAGUCUUGGUCAGGUUCAUCGGGCAGUGCUACACAACAGAGAGAAAGUUGUCGUGAAAGUUCAGCGGCCCGGUCUCAAGAGACUUUUCGACAUUGAUUUAAAGAAUCUAAAGCUAAUCGCACAGUAUUUUCAAGCAAGUGAAACAUUUAGUGGUGCAACAAGAGAUUGGAUCGCCAUUUAUCAAGAAUGUGAAAGGAUCUUGUAUCAAGAAAUCGACUACAUAAAUGAAGCCAAAAAUACCGAUACAUUUCGUCGGAAUUUUCGCAAUAUUAACUGGGUUCGAGUGCCUGCGGUGUUUUGGGAUUAUACUGCCUCAAAGGUAUUGACGAUGGAAUACUUACCAGGUAUUAAGAUCAUAGAUUUGAAUGUGAUAGAUUCACGGGGUUACUCUCGUUCUCAAAUUGCAUCACUCCUCACUAAAUCCUAUCUGAUUCAGGUUCUAGAGCAUGGGUUCUUUCACGCUGAUCCUCAUCCGGGAAAUCUUGCAAUUUCUGUGGAUAGAGCACUUAUCUACUAUGAUUUUGGAAUGAUGGGGGAGAUCACAUCAAUCACUCGUCAAAGGUUGCUUAACCUUUUAUAUGCAGUUCAUGAGAAGGAUUUAACAAAGGUCAUCAAAUGCCUCAUAGCUCUUGAAGGACUCAAACCCACAUCAGACAUAUCAUCGGUGAGAAGAUCUCUGCAGUUCUUUUUGGAGCAUUCACAAAUCCAUGAGCAUGAUCAUCAACGAACCUUGAAUGCAAUCGGAGAGGACUUGUUUACAGUAGUUAAUGAUCAAUCCCUCCAACUUCCAUCAACAAUUACUUUUGUUCUGAAGGCAUUUUCAACACUUGAAGGUGUUAGCUACACCCUGGAUCCAACCUUUUCUUUCCUGAAGGUUGCUGCCCCUUAUGCCCAGGAGCUUAUCAUUAAACGAGAACAGCAUCGCACCCAGAGACUAGAGGAUCUUAGGAAACAAGCUGAUGAUGUAAGAACUUGGACAACAUCAAUGCCAUACAAAGUUCAGCAAAUACACCAAUUCAUGAGUGAACUUGAAUCAGGAGAGUUAAAACUUGGUGCUCGGGUACUUGAGUCUGAAAGAGCAGCUAAGAGAUCAAGCAGAAUGCAGAUGGCAACCAUGUAUGCAGUGUUAGGAAGUAUCCUGGUAGAGCUUGGGGUUACGCUCACUGUUCUCAUUGAAGGUAGCCAAGCAAUUGCAAAUGUGUCAUUUUUUGGGGCAGAUUAUAUGACGAAUUACUUUCCGAAAAUACAGGAGUUUGUAUGAUGCUUUUUCUUUGGUCAAUGCAAAAAGUGAAGCACCUGGAUGAAUUUGAGAAAAUGAUAUGACCCUUGGGCUCUGAAAGUCGAGGUUUGUCACAUAAGUUUGAUAAAUAUAUGUAAUUAUCAAUAUUCUAUCAUUUAAUUGUCCAACUUUACAUAUGAACUCGAAGAACAAGAAAUUGUGUUCUUUUAAUUUUUUAAAUGUUAAAUUGCUUAAAAUCUAGAAAGC
Molecule: messenger RNA, 2257 nt
Organism: Carica papaya (papaya)
Lineage: Eukaryota; Viridiplantae; Streptophyta; Magnoliopsida; Brassicales; Caricaceae
Source: RefSeq, a predicted model, not a curated record